GCUUUCAUUUCCUUUCACCCUUUCGCUGUUCCUGCAUUCGGCGUCGCUGGGAGGGCUGCACGGUACCGGUUGAGGCUCUAGUUACGGUCCAGCCGCGCCGAUCCAACUUUGGGGCCAAGAAAUUUGGAAAGCGCUCUUUUUUCACGACGCGUUUUUAGCCGGAUCCGGCGCCGUCGCUCUUUGGAUUGACGCUCCCAUUGUGGCGAACGGUGCCUCGAGGACAGAUCCGGCACUGUGACCAGUAGGAUCGGUCUCCUACGGCGUCGACCGGUGCCUGGAGGAAAGAUCCUGUCUCCUUGACGUGCUUAUCACUUUAGGCUCCGAUUGACUCUUCCAUAAUGACUACCGUUGAACUGGAAGAUAGAUCCGGCGUCGUGCGAAAUCUGAUACAAAUAGAGCACCGAAGUGGCGCUAUGUUUCCCACUAUUACACAGUGGCCAUCAUUGUUCUACUGGCCAACCGGUAUUUCUAGGAGGCAGUGGCCGUACCGCCGUACCGCCGUACCUUGGAUCUGCAGCAUCCGUCCUUUUGAAUUUUAAAGGGAGGGCAUGCACUCAGAAUUCAAACCACAAUGAGGCGUUUUGGAGGUUCUGGCACCUAGGUAGAGUUCAUACGGAGAGGUAAUUCAUUAAUCUUUAUAUUUUCCUUUUAUGCUUUCAAAGAGGCAAGAUUCUAUCUCUUUCACACAUGUUUGGGAACUACUUUAGUUAAAAGACUCUCAUUCUCUAUGCUAUGAGAAGAAAUUGAUGACUGCUUA
Rubroshorea leprosula is the source of this 757-nucleotide messenger RNA. The record is from the annotation of a GenBank genome assembly. Lineage: Eukaryota; Viridiplantae; Streptophyta; Magnoliopsida; Malvales; Dipterocarpaceae.